Molecule: messenger RNA, 537 nt
Organism: Dovyalis caffra
Lineage: Eukaryota; Viridiplantae; Streptophyta; Magnoliopsida; Malpighiales; Salicaceae
Source: the annotation of a GenBank genome assembly
AUGGCAGUGUUUACAGCAGCAUCAACAACAUGGUUUUCCUCUACAAAGCAGCAGCUUGUCCAGUUCAACGACAUUAACGGUCCAACCCUCACUCACAACUUCAAGGAAAAAUUCCCACAAAAAAGAGCAAUCACUACGUCUAUGGGUCUCACGGUCAAGGCUUCCUUUACCAAGGGAGGUCCUGGAGUCUUGGAACGCCCCACUUUCGACCAAUCCCAGUUUGACCCUUCUUCUCAAGUUCUUGAAGGUGGGGACAUCGGACGACUAAGGGAUAAGAGAGGUGUUGGGAGUGGAGAUAGCUAUAGAGUCUUGCUAAUUGAUGAUGUUCGCCAUUCCGAAAGCUUAGUUGCAAAGGUAUUACCUCAAGUUGUUCCAUCAGUUACGCCCGAUGUUGCUAGAAAACUAUUUCACGAGUCACGUGAAAAUGGCUUAGCAGUUGUUAUUGUUGCAGUUAAGGAACAUGCUGAGUUUUAUUCCCAGAUGAUGAUACGUGGUGGGUUACGAUCGACGAUUGAGCCAGAUUCGAGUACUGUGUAA